Molecule: messenger RNA, 2260 nt
Organism: Polistes canadensis
Lineage: Eukaryota; Metazoa; Arthropoda; Insecta; Hymenoptera; Vespidae
Gene: me31B
Product: putative ATP-dependent RNA helicase me31b
Exons: 8
Coding region: 355-1689 (444 amino acids)
Biological process (GO): cytoplasmic stress granule assembly; P-body assembly
Cellular component (GO): P-body; cytoplasmic stress granule
Molecular function (GO): mRNA binding; RNA helicase activity; ATP binding
Source: RefSeq, a predicted model, not a curated record
GUUUCUGAGUAAAAUUUCUUUCCUCGUGGUGUAUCUCGUAUAACAUUUAAGCCAAGUAUUAAUCGUCAGCAUUUGACGCAGUGCGUUAGUUGUAAAUUAGAAAUUGCCAGGAGUAUCGAAUAGUUAGUGGAAAAUUAAUUAUAAACGCGAAAGUACCUUUAUCUGAUAUUAGAAUCGCGGACAAUUCGAAGAAAUAAAUAAAUUAACACGGCUAUAUUUCAACGUACUGCUAAGAGACCAUAAAAACUUGACAUUGGAACGGCCAUUUUGGCGUGUUGUUUCCUAAUCGAGUGCUGCGCACAGCAUCGAUAUCCAUCCAUUUCGAGGAAGUAGAUACAUUACGUUGCUUCCAAGAUGAUGACCGAAACACAUAUGAAUUCAAACCACAUGCUUAAUUCUGCUCUCAAUGCGAAAACAGAAUUAGAAAAGAUGGACGAUGUAGGUUGGAAAGCCAAACUAAAAAUUCCACCAAAGGAUAAACGCAUAAAGACUAGUGAUGUCACUGACACACGUGGUAACGAGUUUGAAGAAUUUUGCCUGAAACGAGAGUUGCUAAUGGGUAUCUUUGAAAAGGGUUGGGAAAAACCAUCUCCAAUUCAAGAAGCCAGUAUCCCCAUUGCUUUGUCUGGUAAAGACAUCUUGGCUCGAGCUAAAAAUGGUACUGGUAAGACUGGAGCAUAUUCGAUUCCAGUACUCGAACAGGUCGACCCUCGAAAAGAUGUAAUUCAAGCUUUAGUAAUUGUACCUACCAGAGAGUUAGCCCUUCAAACAUCACAAAUAUGUAUUGAACUUGCAAAACAUAUGGAUAUUAAAGUAAUGGUAACUACCGGUGGUACCAAUUUACGUGACGAUAUAAUGAGGAUUUAUCAGAAAGUACAAGUAAUAAUAGCAACACCAGGAAGAAUUCUUGAUCUUAUGGACAAAAACGUUGCGAACAUGGAUCACUGCAAAAUAUUAGUUUUGGAUGAAGCAGAUAAGCUUUUGUCGCAAGAUUUUAAGGGAAUGUUGGAUCAUGUCAUUUCUAAAUUGCCACACGAACGUCAGAUUUUGCUAUAUUCAGCCACCUUUCCAUUAACUGUGAAACAGUUUAUGGAAAAACAUUUGCGAGAUCCAUAUGAGAUUAAUUUAAUGGAAGAAUUAACAUUAAAAGGUGUAACGCAGUAUUAUGCCUUUGUACAGGAACGACAAAAAGUUCACUGCCUUAACACGCUAUUCUCGAAGUUGCAAAUAACACAGAGCAUAAUCUUCUGUAAUUCGACACAACGCGUAGAAUUACUAGCAAAGAAAAUAACGGAUCUUGGAUAUUGCUGUUAUUAUAUACACGCGAAAAUGGCACAGGCACACAGAAAUCGUGUAUUCCACGAUUUUCGAGCAGGAUUAUGUCGGAAUCUGGUGAGCAGCGAUUUGUUCACUCGGGGUAUUGACGUACAAGCUGUUAACGUUGUAAUCAAUUUUGACUUUCCUAAGAUGGCAGAAACGUAUCUGCAUCGCAUUGGUCGAUCAGGAAGGUUUGGCCAUUUAGGUAUAGCAAUUAAUCUAAUCACGUAUGAGGAUCGUUUUAACUUACAUCGUAUCGAACAAGAGCUUGGAACAGAAAUAAAACCUAUCCCUAAAGUGAUAGACCCCAGUUUGUAUGUAAUAAGACCUGAAGACAAUAAUAGUAUGGAAGAGGGUAAUGUGUCCAAGUAGUUUCGAUAUGGAAUCAUAACUAAGUUUGGAAUGCACCUCAGGAAAAGUUUCAAGUGUUAAAAUAGUGAUUGUGUCUCGUAAAUGUAUAAGGCAUAAUGUUGCUAUGCAUUGAACUCGCAGAGUGAAACAUAACUUAACUUUGAAAAGAUAAUUUUUGUCGGGUGUGUAUUACCAGUGUAUAAAAUAAGAAAACAAAAAACCACAAGGAAGAAAACAAUGGUGCAUAUAAUAUGAUGAUUAAUAACGAUGAUGAUAAUGAUGAUGAUGUUAGAUCAAAGUGCUGUGUGUAGAAAUGAAAAAAAAAAAUUGAGAAAUUUAAUUAUCAUUAUAUUAGGAUUCGGGCAAACGAAUUACUUGUAUAUAAGAGUGUACUGGUCUGGUGUGUUGAGAGGACGUGAUAAUGAAAAACAGUGAACUUGAUUUAAGUGAUGUGUGAAUGAGUUUAGUAUGAGUGAUGAUAUUCUUUGUACAUAAAUACAUUUAAAUGUACAUAAAGUAAACCACACGUCAGAGUCAAGCCAUUAUCAAGAGCACAAUGAAUUCAACCGAUAUGCGGAUUAAAACAUAAUAA